Suillus paluster is the source of this 549-nucleotide messenger RNA. RefSeq lists its product as uncharacterized. The transcript has 11 exons. Bases 1 to 549 code for a protein of 182 amino acids. The record is from RefSeq and is a predicted model, not a curated record. NCBI's taxonomy places the organism in Eukaryota, Fungi, Basidiomycota, Agaricomycetes, Boletales, Suillaceae.
AUGAGUGCUUUACAAGGAACUCAAGCUGAUGCGUUCUUGUGGUUAAACUACGGCCAUGUUGCAUUGACAUCGCUCUGGGUUUAUGACUACAUACUUUUCAUGCCUGACUCAGUCACUUUCAUUGUUGAGUCUCGGUGGGGGAUCGGCACAUCGUUGUAUCUCGGCUGCAGUCACUUGCCAUUUGCCUUGCUGGCAGUGAACAUGCUUGCUUUGUCGCUCCUAGUAAUAGCGAUUAUCUAUCUAGGGUUUACGGCGUUGCUUGCCGCUGAGUGCAUCUUCAUACUCAGAUCAUUUGCAAUAUGGGAACGGCAGAGAAGGUUUAUGGUGUUCAAAAUCAUCAACGCCGUUGUUUAUUUAGUGCAAAUCAUCGUCUGUUUUCACGAAUUUACCUCGUCAUUUUCCGAAGAAUCUUCGGCGCCUGGGGUUUUAAGAUAUGCGGAUACGAAGGCAAGCUCCUCAGUGAUUGCGGUGUAUAGCGUGCUAGCUGUUGCCGAGUUGGAGAUAUUGUUGUUUGUGCUGUAUCGCGCCGUCGAGAACCAUGGUGGUUGA